Ictidomys tridecemlineatus (thirteen-lined ground squirrel) is the source of this 931-nucleotide messenger RNA. It is a transcript of the gene Crygs, whose product is annotated as crystallin gamma S. The record is from RefSeq and is a predicted model, not a curated record. Gene Ontology annotation, molecular function: structural constituent of eye lens. Gene Ontology annotation, biological process: visual perception; lens development in camera-type eye. Lineage: Eukaryota; Metazoa; Chordata; Mammalia; Rodentia; Sciuridae.
CAAUUUUUGGAACCUAUUCUCAUGACUAAGCAGAUGUUUGAUUUGAAACCAGCCCAGUAUAAAUGUCUCUGGGCUUCUAACUCUCUGUAGCUUUCCUGGGUUUCUUUCAGCACUGGGGAAAUCAACCUAUGCACUAAAAAUGUCUAAAACUGGAACCAAGAUCACUUUUUAUGAAGACAAAAAUUUUCAAGGCCGCCACUAUGACUGUGAUUGCGACUGUGCAGAUUUCCACGCAUACCUAAGUCGCUGCAAUUCAAUCAGAGUGGAAGGAGGCACCUGGGCUGUGUAUGAAAGACCUAACUUUGCUGGGCACAUGUACAUCUUACCUCAGGGAGAGUACCCUGAAUACCAGCGUUGGAUGGGCCUCAAUGACCGCCUGGGCUCCUGCAGAGCUAUUCAUCUGUCUAGUGGAGGCCAGUAUAAGAUUCAGAUCUUUGAGAAAGGGGAUUUUAAUGGUCAGAUGUAUGAAACCACUGAAGACUGCCCUUCCAUCAUGGAGCAGUUUCACAUGAGAGAGAUCCACUCCUGUAAAGUGCUGGAAGGUGUCUGGGUUUUCUAUGAGCUACCCAACUACCGUGGCAGACAGUACCUCCUGGACAAGAAGGAGUACCGGAAGCCCAUCGAUUGGGGUGCAGCUUCUCCUGCUGUCCAGUCAUUCCGCCGCAUUAUGGAGUAAUGACGUGGAUGGGGCCAUAGGUUUCUUCCUGAGGGCCAAAUACUGGCUGGCCUCGUGGUCAUAAUAGGCAUCAUAAAUAAAACAAUUGGCAUGCAUCCCACUGCUGACUAUAAUGCCUCUUAAAUGCUUUUAGGAACUAGCAUUGUAGUGCCCUGCCACAGUGAGCGGUCAACCAAAGCAACUCAUCCAUCAGAUCACCAGUUUAGAUCUUUGUGUCAAACAAAAUGAGACUGCAUUAAAAGUUAGAAAAUCAUA